ACAGUGCUUCAGUAGUAUCACAGAUCAGGAGAGCAUACAGAAGAGUUACACGGAGAUAACUGCGUACAGGCUACAGAGAGAACACGCUUAGGUGGGAAGCAAAAAAAAAAAAAAAAGCAACAAACCGUCUGUAACCUGCAAAUCCGAGCCAUCCUGCUGCUAUGACCCUGUUCAAGAGUGAAUAUCACAACCCACAAUGCAUGAGCAUGACAGAAGAUCAGAAAUCCACACGCUCAAAGCUGCGGGGAGUCAAGAGGCUAAGCAGCACUGCAUACCAAUCAGAGGUCGAGCUUGACUAUGACUGUUACCAGGACGAUCUAUAUGACAGGGUGUACAACUACCAGCACGUACCCUCAACUGUGUCUCCACUGCCUUACGGCUCCAGUCUCGCCAAACAACUGCGCUCCACCUCAUCCCUGUCCUCCUUACAUAGCCAGAAACGAAGUCGAGAUCUUCCCUCGUCUAGGAGCUCCAGACCUCACUCAUCCAACAGAGCCAAGUUGAAGAUGGAAGAGCUGCAAGUGAUAAAGCGAGAGCUGACUGUAAUAAAGGUGCAGGUCGACGGGCUUUUGGACAGUCUGGACAGGAUGGACAGACAAAGACAAGAGACCACAGAUUCACCUUUUUCUCAGGAUGGCAGUUUAGGAGGGUCGCUGUCGCAUCCUUCAGUCAGCAGUCCAGAAGCAUCUCCCCGAAGCCUCAGUCCCCACUGCAGGGCCCAGAAAAACAGUCCUGAGCUUGGAGAGGCCAGCGAUGACAACACACUAUGAAUCGGCACAGUUCUGACAUGGAGGAUGAUAUGAGGCGGCACUGCUCGGAGACUGCACGACACUCAAAUGAAAAGGAAACUGUACCAAACCUAAAGACAGACAAAUCCCCUCCAUCCAGCCGGAUCUCCAUCCUCGUAAAACGGGCCUGAACCCCUGGUGUUAUGCCCAACAUUAACUGAACACAUUAUCACAACAUACUGAUUCCUGUGUUGGGUCAAGGUUUUGUCAGUACUGCUUAGUUCAUAUUCUUUUGACAAGAGUUGAAUUCUUGCUAACAAAUAAACAGCCAUCAUUAAUGACAAAUAUAUCAGCAUGGUAGCAGCUAUUCGAUGAACAUAUGUGGAUAAAUUAUCUUUAAUGUCUCAUAUUCUUCACUGUAGUCCCAAUAAAUCUACAGGGCUUAUCAUUUUCCUGCCAUACUGUAUAUGAAUGUAAGAGUACAGUACAAGAUUAGAGCACAAAGUCUUCCCAAUUAAGCAGAUGUAACACAAUUUCAUGAUAUCACUUAAUAACUUGAUAUUAAACUGGUUCAUAAUUUUAUAAAGGAGACUUGAGGGUUUCUUUAAACUUAAAGUGUGGAGGUAAACUUAUGAAGAAUACUUUAUUUGAUCAUAUAUAAUAGAGGUAUAAAAAUACAUACUAAGAAUAAAUGAUAGUGACACAAUAUUGAUGAGUACAAGUUUGCAGUACAAGCCUUUGUUCUUUUAAGCUUGUCAUAAUAUUGUUGCAUUCAUCAUAUCAGUCUCCACUUUAUAUACUUGAUUGAUUUUAAGGUAUAUUUCCCUAAAAAAAAAACUAGCAUUCUGUCAUUAUUUACUUACCCUCUUGUCAUUCCAAACUCAUCUGACUUUCUCUCUUACUUAGAACAGAAAAAGAGAUGUGUAGCAGAAUGUGUAUAUUGCUCUUUUACAUAUAAUUAAGCAUACAGUUACUGAGACUGUCAAGCUCUAAAAAAAGACACACAGGAAAAAAAAACACCAUAAAAGCAUAAUAAAAGUAGUUAAUUUGACUCGUGCAUUAUAUUCAGAGUCUUCUGAAGCCAUGUGAUAGUUUAUUUGAUGAAUAUUUUCCUUUUAAAAUCUUGGUUAAAAGAUGUCGACACCAUAUAUACCAUUUCAUUGUGUGGAAAAAGCAGUUUGGACAUUGUGCGAUAAAUAGAUCCUUUUGUGUCUCAUGGAGGAAGGAAAGUAAUACAGGUUUGAAAUGACACAAAGGUUAUUAAAUGAUGACAAAUUGGACAUUUUUGGGUGAACUAUUCCUUUCAUUUAAUACAAUUUUCAAGUUGCCUGAAUUGUUGGGAUUUUCAUUUUUAGCCUGUUUCAACACUGAAAUGACCAGUCUGUCUCUUCACACAAUAGACACAAACUGCUUAACAUUAGUAUGUUGCUGUAAGAAAAUGUUUAUUAUUAUUAUUAUUAUUAUUAUAGCAUAAUGCUCCUUUAGCCAGAAACUGAAGCUCCUUGGGAGUGCCCUUCAGACACUUAAAAACAGGAUUUUCAGAAUCAUUUAAAAUUCCUUGUUAUAUUAUUGAAAUCUUUUCUCUUAUUGUACAUGUCAACUCAUUUGAAAAGAAAGUUAAUCAUAUUUAAUAUGGUGUAUUACUGUAAAGUUGAUUGUAUGUAUUUGGCUGUUUUUUCUUGCUUUAGAUUUUUUCAUAUGAAAAAAUUUAAUAUUAAAGACCCCUUUGUUACACUUUACUAGGGCCUAGUAGGUUUUUUUUUUCUUUCUCUCAGUUCAAAUGAAGCCGAAUGGAGUCUCUUUCAUGGUUAGUAAAGGUAUUUUCUCAUUGCUUA
Myxocyprinus asiaticus (Chinese sucker) is the source of this 2563-nucleotide messenger RNA. RefSeq names its product RNA-binding Raly-like protein. The transcript is spliced from 8 exons. Gene Ontology annotation, cellular component: nucleus. The record is from RefSeq and is a predicted model, not a curated record. The coding region runs from base 162 to 770 and encodes 202 amino acids. Lineage: Eukaryota; Metazoa; Chordata; Actinopteri; Cypriniformes; Catostomidae. Gene Ontology annotation, molecular function: RNA binding.